UGAUGAAGCAGUGAAAAGCUCGUAGUAGUUGGUUGAACUCAUCCUUCCUCCGCAUCUGUCAGUCACGAACACAGAGAGGAGAGUGAGUGAAACUCUGUUGGAUACGCUCACAGACACAAACACACACUGUCACUGUCACCAUGGCCUCCGCAGAACUUGCACUUCUGAGUGUUUCUGAUAAAACUGGACUGGUGGACUUCGCUAAAAGGCUGGUGGACGUGGGCUUGUCUCUGGUGGCCUCAGGUGGCACCGCCAAAGCCCUGCGCGAUGCUGCACUGGCUGUCAGGGAUGUGUCCGAGCUGACUGGACACCCAGAGAUGCUUGGAGGCAGAGUGAAGACCCUGCACCCUGCUGUCCAUGGAGGCAUCCUGGCCAGGAAAACCCCCACGGACACUGCAGACAUGGAGAAGCUGGGCUACAGCCUGGUCAGAGUGGUGGUGUGCAAUCUCUACCCAUUUGUGAAGACCGUCUCCAACCCAAAUGUUACAGUGGAGGAUGCUGUGGAGCAGAUUGACAUUGGCGGAGUAACUCUGCUGAGAGCAGCAGCCAAGAAUCACGCUCGAGUCACUAUUGUGUGUGAUCCUGCUGACUAUUCGCUGGUUGCCAAGGAGAUGGAGGAUUCAGGGGACAAAGACACAAACCUGGACACCCGCAGGACUCUGGCCCUCAAAGCCUUCACACACACGGCACAGUAUGAUGAUGCCAUAUCGGACUACUUUCGCAGACAGCACAGUGCUGGCGUUUCCCAGCUGUCUCUGCGUUACGGCAUGAACCCCCACCAAGCACCAGCCCAACUCUUCACGCUCCGUCCAGCCCUGCCCCUCAAAGUGGUCAACGGUUCCCCUGGUUUUAUCAACCUGUGUGACGCUCUCAAUGCCUGGCAGCUGGUCAGAGAGUUGAAGAACGCUCUUGGCAUCGCUGCUGCCGCCUCCUUCAAACACGUCAGCCCUGCAGGAGCUGCAGUCGGAGUUCCUCUGACUGAGGAAGAAGCCAAAGUCUGUAUGGUCCACGACAUGUUGACGGAUCUCACACCUCUGGCCACGGCCUACGCCAGGGCAAGAGGUUCAGACAGAAUGUCGUCAUUUGGAGACUUCAUUGCCGUGUCAGACGUGUGCGACGUUCCAACCGCCAGGAUUAUUUCCAGAGAGGUGUCUGAUGGUAUCAUUGCUCCUGGUUACGACGAGGAGGCGCUGAAGAUACUCUCCAAAAAGAAGGGUGGAAAAUACUGUGUGCUUCAGAUGGACCCAGACUAUGAGCCUGAUGAGUCUGAGGUGAGAGUGCUGUUUGGUCUACGUCUCAAACAGAAGAGGAACGGAGCUCUUAUUGAUAAGGAGUUCUUCAGCAACGUCGUUUCCAAGGGCUCGCUCUCCGAGGAAGCAGUGCGCGACCUCACUGUGGCCACUAUCGCCGUCAAGUACACUCAGUCCAACUCUGUCUGCUAUGCUAAAGAUGGACAGGUGAUUGGAAUCGGCGCAGGUCAGCAGUCUCGUAUCCACUGCACGCGCCUGGCGGGUGACAAAGCUGACAACUGGUGGCUGAGACACCACCCGCGCGUUCUGGACAUGAAAUUCCGCAGUGGUGUGAAACGGGCAGAGAUGGCCAAUGCAAUCGACCAGUACGUCAGUGACACCAUUGGAGAGGGUCCAGACUUGGCCGUGUGGAAGUCCAUGUACGACGAGGUGCCUGAGCCUCUGUCCGAGUCCGAGAAGAAGAAGUGGGUCGGCUCGCUGCAGGCCGUGGCCGUCAGCUCGGACGCCUUCUUCCCCUUCAGAGACAACAUAGACCGCGCCAAACGGAGCGGCGUCGACUACAUCGCAGCUCCGGCCGGCUCUGCCGCGGACGAGGUCGUGAUUAACGCCUGUAACGAGCAAGGCAUCACUCUGGUGCACACCAACCUGCGGCUCUUCCACCACUGAGCACCUUGCCGUGCUCUCAGUUAGGCGUCCGUUGCAAUGGUUGGAAUCUUCUAACGUCACUGAUACUCACAACAUUCCCACUCUGAAGAGGUUACGUAACGCAUUAACCGCCUCCCUAAACUGGGAUCUAAACACUAGAGCGGUACUGUAACUGUUAUUUGUAGGUCAUGUGUCGGUGUUGAAUAAACUGUUAAUAACUGUUAA
This is a messenger RNA of Solea solea (common sole), 2120 nucleotides long. RefSeq names its product 5-aminoimidazole-4-carboxamide ribonucleotide formyltransferase/IMP cyclohydrolase (gene atic). The coding region runs from base 141 to 1916 and encodes 591 amino acids. Gene Ontology annotation, biological process: 'de novo' IMP biosynthetic process. Gene Ontology annotation, cellular component: cytosol. Lineage: Eukaryota; Metazoa; Chordata; Actinopteri; Pleuronectiformes; Soleidae. The transcript has 15 exons. Gene Ontology annotation, molecular function: phosphoribosylaminoimidazolecarboxamide formyltransferase activity; IMP cyclohydrolase activity. The record is from RefSeq and is a predicted model, not a curated record.